Pochonia chlamydosporia 170 is the source of this 267-nucleotide messenger RNA. RefSeq lists its product as hypothetical. The record is from RefSeq and is a predicted model, not a curated record. NCBI's taxonomy places the organism in Eukaryota, Fungi, Ascomycota, Sordariomycetes, Hypocreales, Clavicipitaceae. The transcript is spliced from 2 exons. The coding region runs from base 1 to 267 and encodes 88 amino acids.
AUGCAAGCAGUAAGGAUUAUCAAGUAUCAACGCCGUGCCUCUGAUCCAUCGCAUGUCUGGUCAGGCCAUCGGCAGGAGAAUAACUAUACACCAGACAACUCCGACCAGACGCCAUGUCUUAUCCGCCAGGUCUCAAAGCGAGCUAAUCUGUCCGUCUAUCACGUCGCGGCAAAGCCCGCACCCGCAAUGAAUUGUAAUCCGUGCUCAACAUCAGCAAUCCAACCAAUGAUGUGGACUGCGUAUCCCGCCACGAAAAAUUCCAGUUAA